Yarrowia lipolytica CLIB122 is the source of this 546-nucleotide messenger RNA. RefSeq lists its product as uncharacterized. The record is from RefSeq and is a predicted model, not a curated record. Gene Ontology annotation, molecular function: peptide-methionine (S)-S-oxide reductase activity. NCBI's taxonomy places the organism in Eukaryota, Fungi, Ascomycota, Dipodascomycetes, Dipodascales.
AUGCCCGCCGUCUCGCCCACUCUCAAGACCACCGCCUCCUCGGAGCUUCUCACCGUGGCCGCGGGCUGCUUUUGGGGAGUCGAACACAUGUACAGAAAGCACUUUGCCGACAAGGGGCUUGUGGACGCCAAAGUAGGCUACUCGGGAGGAAACACGGAAGAUCCUUCGUACCGAAAGGUGUGCUCGGGCACCACAGGCCACGCUGAGGCCCUGCAGGUGUCGUUCGAGCCCGCCAAGGUGUCCUACGAGCAGCUGGUGGACUUUUUCUUCAAGAUCCACGACCCCACACAGGCCAACGGCCAGGGCCCCGAUAUCGGGUCGCAGUACCGAUCUGCCAUCUUCACACACUCGUCCGAGCAGCAGAAGAUUGCCGAGGGCGUCAAGCAGAAGCUGCAAGACACGUGGUUCAAGGACCCCAUUGCCACCGACAUUGAGCCCAUCCAGAACUGGUGGGACGCCGAGGACUACCAUCAGGAGUACCUCUUCAAGGAGCCCGGUGGAUACCAGUGCCCUACCCAUUUCUACCGAAACACCCCUCAGAAGUAG